AUGGCCGCUACCGAAACAUCCACGGAUGCCUCCAACAAGCGUUUGAAGGCCAGGCACGACUACAAUGAGGAUCAGGACGAUAACGACCUGGAGGACGGCGACUCUGCCAAGGCAGAGGCCACGACGACCAAACCAAUUAAGACAGCGCCCGCAAAGAAACCAGCCUUGGUCAAGAAGGGGUCUGAAGCUAAGACGCCGAUCCGUACAGGAGCCCAUACCAACACUGUGAUGCCCACCAAGUUGUCGUUGCCCAAGGCUCCUGAGGGAUGUGUCAAGCUCACGUCCUGGAACGUCAGUGGCCUGAACGCGUCCUUGAAGAAGGGGUUUAAAACAUACAUCAGCGCCGAAGACGCCGACGUGAUCUGCCUGCAAGAGCACAAGGUUAACCAACCACUCCUCAAUCUUGUCGAUCCCAAGGUCUACCCUUUCAGCUGGUGGGGCUUCGAGAAGGACAAAAAGGGCUACGCCGGUGUCGCCAUUUUCUCCAAGACUACUCCUCUGAACGUCACCCCCGGUCUCCCCACCCACCCUGACCCCGGCUGCACCAAGGGCCGCAUCGUCACCCUUGAGUAUCCGACCUGCUUCCUCCUUGGGUGCUACGUUCCCAACGCCGGCCAAGGCCUCGUCCGCCUCAAGGAACGUAUGGUUUGGGAUGUCGCCAUGAAGGAAUGGCUCCUUCAGCUCAAGGCCAAGGGAAAGCAUAUCAUCUGGACGGGCGAUCUCAAUGUCUGCCAUAAGCCCAUCGAUCUGCGCAACCCGACUACAAAUACUAUGUCUGCGGGAUUCACAAAGGAGGAACGAGCCGGCUUCUCCGCGAUCCUGGAUGAGGUUGAUUUGGUCGAUACGUUCCGUGAGACCCAGGGAGAGGGACCUGAGGCUGCAGGACAGUAUUCGUAUUUCUCUUAUCGGUUCCAGUGUCGUGUCAAGGGUAUUGGCUGGCGAUUGGAUUACUUUGUCACAGAUAAGGAGUUGCAGAAGGAGCGUGUCGUCGAGAGUGUCAUUCGUGAUGAAUGCUAUGGAGCGAGUGACCACGUCCCCGUUGUUUUGGUCGUCAAGGGUGCGCUGUAA
Molecule: messenger RNA, 1068 nt
Organism: Gamsiella multidivaricata
Lineage: Eukaryota; Fungi; Mortierellomycota; Mortierellomycetes; Mortierellales; Mortierellaceae
Product: Endonuclease/exonuclease/phosphatase
Exons: 2
Coding region: 1-1068 (355 amino acids)
Biological process (GO): base-excision repair
Cellular component (GO): nucleus
Molecular function (GO): phosphoric diester hydrolase activity; DNA binding; DNA-(apurinic or apyrimidinic site) endonuclease activity
Source: RefSeq, a predicted model, not a curated record